CUUGUUGUUGUGGCUUGCAGGAUUAGUUAUUUAAAGCAUGAGCCGGUGGAAAUUUCCCACGCUGCUCCGCGCACGGUCAUUCAAAGCUUUAAUACGCAGCUGUGGUAACCGAGCAAAUAGAGAAGUCGAUUACAGCAUCAUUAUCCGGCGGGAAUGCGCCCUGCUCGCUCCCGUAACAUCAUCAUCAUCUCUACAGGGACUUUCACGAAAACAAUUUCAUGGAGCCUCAGUUUCAAACGUACCAUAUCCUGCAGAUGACUGGAUGAGACACAUCGUUUUGUAUAAUUACAGAUCUGUUAUUCCACACACACCCAUGGGUAAGAAAGUCUUGCAGUGUUUUCCCUGGUAUAAACGUGGUAAAGACAGGGGUAAGGGCAGACUGUGUCCACCUCCGGCUGUUCCAUCUGUUGAGGUGCAACCUGGCUUUUCUACGACAGCAUCCUGGGGUUAUGACGGAGAUGAGAGCACCACACAUCCCGUUUAUUUUUCCCAUAAAGCGCGAGUGGCUUAUCGCCACCAGAUGGACGGCAAUAUUAUCGAUGCCACCUGCUAACCUCUGGGCUGCUUUCCCAGAAUCCAUCGCCUUUUACUUACCUGUAGACUUUUCAGAGCAAGAACCAUUAAAGCCAAUUUUGUUAAGACUGUUCUGUCUUGUGCAAUUGAACUAAAUUGUAAUAUAUUUUGGUAAAGAUGAAGAAUUAUAAAGUGAUGUUCCACUCUUAUUCCCCUACUUUUAUGCCAGAUCUGGCAUUUACCUGUAUUGUACAUAUUGUGUUGUUGUUUUUUUGACUGAACUGUAAAUAGAAGUACAAUGUACAUAUGAAGAGUUUUGUUCCAAAAUGCAAUAAAUCCAUUUAUGACUAAUUUGGGUAAAAACGUGUUUUCUGUAGCAAGAAAGUGAGAAGAUGAAAACCACUAUUUUCUGUUACAAACUUUCUCAUAGCAUCUUUAGGUUAUAAUAACUUGUUACACGGCUCUCUGGAAUGCUUGAUUCUGAUUGGUCAGUUGAGACAUUUGCAGGUUCGUUCUUUUCAAAUAAUAACCGCUCCAAAAUAAUAACGCAUAGCCGGACUACUUGCACGAGUAAAAUCGCUCCGCGCCAAUAAAGAUCAAUAAAGAUUAUGUUUGGCGCCAUCUUGUGACAAACACUAGACAACCACGACAAGACACAGACAGCUUACUGAGACUGAACUUGACAAAAUAGAGCAUGACAGCUACGAAGCCAACACACAAAAAAAUAAAGAAUGGGCAUUAAAACUUCUCAAAGACUGGUUAAAGAGAAAAAAAUGGAGACAGACAAGUAUGAAGCAGAGGAUCUUAAUAAGGUAUUACGAUCAUUUUAUGCAUAUGUGCAAAGUUUCGCCGAAGGAUAAAAAUGUUAAUUUAAAACAAAUAUGCCAAUAAAAUGUUUCAAAUUCAUAUUCAUGUCCAGUUUUUUUUCUUAUGUGGCAAGUAGCCGUGUAAUAAGCGGGAUAAUGUAUCUAAAUCCGCUUCGCGUCGGGUCCUGAUCACACUGUCGGGGCUUAUUUCCCACUAACUACCGGCUGCCUCUACAUUAUUCCUUACAUAAAAAAUUCAAAUUCAUAAUUUUUAUCAUAAAAACAGAUUUUUUUUCCGCAAAAUGCAAAAAAUUUAUUGAAUAGAUUUAUAUAAAUGUGCAUUCAUCUUUGCCAAGUUAUAUUAAUUUAGUUGACCAGUGGUAUACACUGAUAAAAAAACUUAAUGGCAUUAAUCAAAAUACUUACUUUGUCAUAUUAAGAACACUGUCAUUGCUCCUGUCAUCCUUGGGACGUCGUCGCUGAACGUUUUUGACAGCGAUCAGCUGUAAAAUGUUUUGGUCCUGCUCGAUUUUCGUUGACUUCGAGUAAAAUAAUGGGAAGCUUUUCAUAAGAUACCCUGGGGUCAAUAUGUUAACAUGACAGAAGCUUGAUGCCGUCGUGUAAGAACAAGCAAAAGCCGGCAUUUUUCCUUCGCCCAAGUUGCUUAUGUUUCAUCCUCACCACAGAAAACCACCACAGGUUUAUUAAUGCCAUCAAAAGUAUUAUUACUUGUACUGGGGAAACCAGAGACAAUUUUAAAGUUCACCCAUUUCAUUCCUUAAAGGAGACAUAUCAUGCUA
Paramisgurnus dabryanus is the source of this 2119-nucleotide messenger RNA. RefSeq lists its product as uncharacterized. NCBI's taxonomy places the organism in Eukaryota, Metazoa, Chordata, Actinopteri, Cypriniformes, Cobitidae. The record is from RefSeq and is a predicted model, not a curated record.